Messenger RNA from Eublepharis macularius, 4316 nucleotides. Its product is annotated as zinc finger protein 345-like. Gene Ontology annotation, biological process: regulation of transcription by RNA polymerase II. Gene Ontology annotation, cellular component: nucleus. Gene Ontology annotation, molecular function: DNA-binding transcription factor activity, RNA polymerase II-specific; RNA polymerase II transcription regulatory region sequence-specific DNA binding. Bases 531 to 2885 code for a protein of 784 amino acids. The transcript has 7 exons. Lineage: Eukaryota; Metazoa; Chordata; Lepidosauria; Squamata; Eublepharidae. The record is from RefSeq and is a predicted model, not a curated record.
CUAGGUAGGACGCCCGCUCUUGCAAGAAAGCUUAAAUGAAAAGUUUGCUGCUUCACUAUGAUGUCUGGCCUGAGUCUCUAAGGCAGGUCAUUCCACAGGAUAGGGGCCACCACAGAGAAAGCCCAUGUACGGGCUGCUGCUGACUUCACCUGUGUGCAGCCUGGCACCUGCAGGAGACCCUGUUCAGAUGAGCAAAGCUGCCGUGGAGGAACAUAGGGAGGGCAGCGGUCCCGGGAAGUGAUCUGUGUCGCCUGGGAGAUCACCAGCUAUCACCUGGAGGCUGGCAAGCCGCCCCCCCUCUCCCCUGCCGCAACCCGCCUUAGAGUUUCCUUUUGCAACUCCUAUGCAAAGAGGGGCGGGAGCUUUCGAAAGUUUCCUCUUGGGAAGCGCCUCAGUCAGAACCGCAGAGCGAGAGCCAGAGAAGAAGAGCUGCGUCCCGACGACUGGGUCCGCCUGCUGGAGGAGAGGUGGCGGGACUCCAACUCGGCCCCACGGAACCGGAAGGGGCGUGAGGAGGAGGCGCGCAGGCCAUGCCUCGGGGGGGUCCGGACCCUGUGACUUUUGAAGAUGUGGCCAUGUAUUUCACAAGAGCGGAGUGGGCCCUGCUGGAUGCAAAGCAAAGAGCCCUCUAUAAGGAGGUCAUGGAGGAAAACUACGGCACCGUGGCCUCUCUGACUACAGCGGCAGGACACCCAGUUCCAAAACCAGAGCUGAUCUCCCGCCUAGAAGGAGGGGAGGUGCUUUGGCUUCUGGAUCCACCAGAGAUCGCAGAGAGGCAGGUGGCUUCAGACUCCAGCUCAGGCAACAGCCAUUCAAGUGAGAACAAAGAGGAGUGUCCCCCUCCAAAGAAAAAAAAGAAAACCUCAUUGCCCAGAGCCCAGGAGACUGUUUCCCGACCUCAAAAGAAAGGAAAAAGUUCUAGGAUACCUGGUGGACCAGCGAGACCUCAGAGAAGGCAGGCUGGGAAGAAAAGAGUUAAAACCUCUCCUCGCAAGGAGAACAGUGGCGAUUUUAGUGAAUUGACAGACCAAAGGAGGAGUCGCAAGAAUGGGAAACCAAAGGCCCUCGCAACGCAGGGGCAAGAAUCCUUCUCAAAAGAUGGUGCUGAGCAUAUGAGAGAGAAGAAGAGAUCUCUGAAAGCAGAAAAUUCUCCACUGGUGACCGUAAAAGGGACCACAUUGCAAUGGGAUAAAGGGAGACAAUGUGGAACUCGGGGAAGGUUGGGGAGGUGCCAGAAGAAUGGCAGUUUUCGUGCGGAAAGCCAAAAGGAUCUGAAUGACACAAGGGUCCAAGAGAGGAGUCAUGUGGAUGAGACACUGAAGCCACUCAGACGACAGGUAAGAACCUCCAGCAGGACGACCCAUGCAGCAAUCAAACCGUUUCGGUGCCCAGACUGUGGGAGAAGGUUCAAGUAUAGCAAUUCACAUAUUAUACACAUGCGAACCCAUUCAGGAGAGAAACCGUAUGAAUGCUCAACCUGCAGGAAAACUUUCAGCAACAUGUCAAACCUUUAUAGUCAUGAGAGGGUGCACACACAAGAAAGACCCUAUCACUGUUCUGCUUGUGGGAAAACUUUCAAGGCUGCUUCAUACCUCAAAUGUCACAAAAGGACCCACACUGGAGAGAAACCAUAUCCAUGUCCACAGUGUGGGAAAAGGUUCAGGAGUACAGGGCAUCUUCUUAGACACAAGAAAACCCACACACAAGAGAAGCCGUUCAAAUGCGCGCAGUGUGGAAAGUGCUUCCAAGAGAGAAAAAGCCUUGCCACUCAUGAGAGAAUCCAUACGGGGGACAAACCGUAUAAAUGCUCAGACUGUGGGAGAUGCUUCAAUUGCCAGUCAAACUUUACUAGGCACAAGAAAAUCCAUGGAGGAGAGAAACCACAUAAGUGUUCAGAUUGCAGGAAAAACUUCAAAACUAAUUCAGACCUUAGACAGCAUCAAAGAAUCCACACUGGUGAGAAACCUUACCAGUGCACAGAGUGUGGGAAAAACUUUCGGUGCAGCUCAAACCUUGUAAGGCACAAGAGAACUCAUCGAGGAGACAAACCAUAUGAGUGCCUGGAAUGUGGCAAACGUUUACGUCAUAAGAUCAGCCUUAAUAAACAUCAGCAGAGAAUGCAUAAAUAUCAGUGCUUAGAUUGUGGGGAAAGUUUCAGCCAAAGUUCAGCCCUUCAACGUCAUAAAAGUAACCACACAGGGGAGAAACCGUUUAGAUGCUCACGUUGUGGGAAAAGCUUUGAUCAGAGAAAAUUACUGACUCGGCAUGAGAGAAUUCAUACAGGAGAGAAACCUUACAACUGUCUAGAAUGUGGGAAAGGAUUUAUAACAAAAUCUAAACUUUUUCGACACGAGAAAACUCACACAGGAGAGAAACCAUAUUCUUGUUCCGAGUGUGAGAAGAGCUUCAGUGAAAAAUCAAACCUCAUUCUACAUAUGAAAGUCCACACAGGAGAGAAACCAUACAAAUGCUCCCACUGUGAGAAGAGUUUCAGCCAGAGGUGGCUUUUUGUUGCGCAUGAGAAAUUCCACCCGGGAGAGAAAUCCUAUGAAUGUUCAGAGUGUUGGAGAAGCUUCAACAAUCCCUUACGCUUGCUGAAACAUCAGAAGAUCCACACAGGAGAGACCCCAUAUAAAUGCUUGGAGUGUGGGAAAAGCUUUUCCUCAAUGCGAGAUCAAUACUCUCAUCAAAGAAUCCACACAGGAGAGAAGCCAUACCAGUGUCAGGACUGUGGGAAACGGUUCCGUAACCAGGCAUCCCUGACGGUACAUGAAAAGAGCCACACUGGAGAGAAGCCAUAUAAAUGCAUGGAGUGUGGCAAAAGCUUUAUUUUUAGUUCAGGCCUCAUAAGUCACCAUAAAAUCCACAUAAAGUCAUUUAAAUGAGGGGGAAAGUUCCAGAAAGAGGAUUGAUCUGCAUAUGAGAAAACUCACUGAGGAUAAGCAAAGCAUUAGACAAACAGUCUGAAAGAGAAUCUUCUGUGUGAGGCCAAAGAUAAUUCAUGAAGGGCUGGAGAAUCUGUUGCAUAUUAAGCUUUCCUCAACUCAGUUUCCCCUAACAACAGGGCUCAUAUUCUCUUUUUAAUUCUAAUGGGCCUGCCUCAGCUUAUUCUGCUUGCCAACCCCAUAGCUCUCUGUGCCCACAGUAAAAUUUUACGGGGGCUAACCCCAAAAGCAGGGGUUUGUUUGACAUUUUGCUUGACAAAAAAUCCUAUUAUGACAAAAAAAAUCAACUAGAAUACCUGAAUUUAAAAACCCAGUGUUUGGAUUUUAAUUAGUUUUAUUAAGAAAUUUAAACAAAUAUUAUGUAUUUUGGGUAUAUAUAAUUAGUUAGCUUGUAACUAUUAUAUUCACCUGUUUUACAUCUAUAUGCAUAUGCUAAAGAAGCACAGUAACUAGUAACGAAGGAAUGAAAUUAUCAUAUCUAGAUGCUGAAAUUUCCCUUUGGUGUGACCCCAUUGGAUUCUUAGUAUGGUGUUGUAUGUUAAGGGAUUUUUCUGAGGACGCCUCUCCUAAAAUCCUAUGUGAGCAUUAUUGAAGCUGGCCACCCACGAGAGGCAAAUUUACCUCCAUGAGGCAGAUUCUUUCUCCUUAACUGUAGAGAUUGAACUACAGGUCAGCUCAAUUUUUCAGUGAGGCAAGGAAGUUCCUUUUAACUAUAAACAUUUUCUUUUGUUUUCACUUCGAAACUAAGAUUUUAACCUUGAGUAUGUUACUUCCCAGAAGCAUUUCCAACCCAUAAACAAAAAGUAUGACUUCAGCAUUGAGGUGUUUAUAUUACAGCGCUGAAUGUCCUGUCAGUCAGGCUUGUUGUGUAUCCUGGGAAAUGUAGUUCUGAAGGGAUGUUUGUAUUUUUGAUCUUAGCAAUUAUUGCAAGAUUCUCGGAUGUAGCUGGUCUUUACACAUAUGAGCCUAAAAGAGAUAAUGUGUGUCUGAGUUUUAGAUAAUCAAUAAAACUCUUUUUUAAUCGAAUAUUGUGUUGAUUUCUUAAAACCGUGUGAGGUUAUUGUCUAAAGGGAAGGUCUGAAUUGGCACACAGAGUACUCUAAAAUAAAUCCCCUUUUAUUAUACAUUUGGAAAUGCUGUGACCUUCCAAGUUAUCUACAAUAUUUUCAAUACCCUGAAAAUCUGACUGAUCUCUAAAGUGCCACUGGACUCAAAUCCUAUUGUUCUUCUGCAUACCAACACGACUACCCACGUAACAGUAUUCCCAAUAUUUUCCAUGAAUAUGUAUCUUUCUCUAUCAAGAGUUAUAGCAGUAUUACCUAAGCUCAAGAGAUGCUCCACAAAUUCACAUUCUGUAACAUAACCUGUAAG